Bombyx mori (domestic silkworm) is the source of this 4347-nucleotide messenger RNA. It is a transcript of the gene Mmp1, whose product is annotated as matrix metalloproteinase 1. Gene Ontology annotation, biological process: proteolysis; collagen catabolic process; extracellular matrix organization. The transcript is spliced from 14 exons. Gene Ontology annotation, cellular component: extracellular matrix. Gene Ontology annotation, molecular function: zinc ion binding; metalloendopeptidase activity. The record is from RefSeq and is a predicted model, not a curated record. Lineage: Eukaryota; Metazoa; Arthropoda; Insecta; Lepidoptera; Bombycidae. The coding region runs from base 494 to 2236 and encodes 580 amino acids.
GCGGCGCACACUCAUUCAAACUUGCGGGCUGCGGUAGGUCGUGUCACAGAGUGGCGCCACGAUCGCAGUCUUCCCCGCUACGCGAUCUCAUACACAUUUUCUUUGAAAUUUCGUGCAAUUGCAAAGAAAAAAGUGAAUACGCGCGAAACAUUCGGUGACUUAUUGGUGCCUUGUGAUUUAUGUUUUUUUUUACAUAGACUCAUUUUUUAUUAUUAUUAUUAUUAUUAUCAAGAUCAACUUCUUCGAUAUUAAUAAAGAAGGACGUGAUCGCGUUAGUGAUUCGAAGAUUUCGACGCUUCGACUAAGAAGGAUUGCGUUUGUCAACGAAGCAAUAACAACAUUACAGAAAUCAUCACAUACGGUGCUUGAACAUAUCGACAAAUCCAUAUCAUUUUUAGACAAUUUUAACUCAAUUAUCAAGUAUUUAGAUAAAGAGUAAUGUAAUUAUAUCCUCCAAGUUUUUUUUUGAUAACGAUAAAAUAAAGUCUAUGAAAUGAGAAUAAUUAAGAAUACGAAAGGAAUUUCAAGGGGCAUUAUGGCAAUGAUGACUAUGAGGGGCGGCUUGAGGAUUCUAUGGACGGUGGCGGCUGCCGGAGUCUUACUCACGAGGAGUAGCGCCGCUCCAACCUUCGGUACUACAGAUAAGGCGACGAUGUAUUUAGCACAGUACGGUUAUUUAAGUCCAUCAGUAAGGAAUCCUUCGAGUGGACACAUUAUGGAUGAGAGCUCGUGGAGGAGAGCCAUUGCCGAAUUUCAGAGCUUCGCUGGUCUUAAUGCUACGGGUGAACUGGAUGACCAAACGAACGAAAUGAUGUCAUUGCCAAGGUGUGGAGUUAGAGAUAAAGUAGGCUUCGGAGAGAGUCGUGCCAAAAGAUACGCAUUGCAAGGGUCAAGAUGGCGUGUCAAAAAUCUGACGUACAAGAUAUCCAAGUACCCAUCAAGACUGAAUCGCGCCGAAGUCGAUGCUGAGCUUGCCAAAGCCUUCUCCGUCUGGUCUGACUACACGGAUCUUACUUUCACACAAAAGAGAUCCGGUCAAGUCCACAUAGAAAUUAGGUUUGAGAAAGGCGAGCACGGUGACGGAGAUCCUUUUGAUGGUCCAGGAGGCACCCUCGCCCACGCUUAUUUCCCGGCACAUCAAAUAGCGAUGCAAUAUGUUAAAAGGGACUUGCAAAGUGAUGUGUAUACGGUGUAUGGAGGUGAUGCCCAUUUUGAUGACGCUGAGAUGUGGUCCAUCAAUUCCCGUAGAGGAACUAAUCUUUUCCAGGUAGCAGCGCAUGAGUUUGGUCACUCGCUGGGUCUCUCACACAGCGAUGUAAGAUCCGCAUUGAUGGCGCCGUUUUAUCGUGGUUACGAUCCUGCUUUCCAACUCGAUCAGGACGACGUCCAAGGAAUUCAGUCGCUUUAUGGCCACAAGACCCAGACAGACAUUGGUGGCGGUGGCGGCGGACUGAUACCUUCCGUUCCUCGAGCGACCACGCAGCAGCCGUCAGCUGAGGAUCCGGCUCUCUGCGCUGAUCCUCGUAUUGAUACUAUCUUUAAUUCUGCCGACGGUUCGACUUUUGUAUUCAAAGGCGAUCAUUACUGGAGGCUAACUGAAGAUGGCGUAGCGGCUGGGUACCCGCGUCUUAUUUCCCGAGCCUGGCCUGGUCUACCCGGAAACAUUGAUGCAGCAUUUACCUACAAGAACGGCAAGACUUACUUCUUUAAGGGCUCGAAGUACUGGAGGUACAAUGGGCAGAAGAUGGACGGGGAUUACCCCAAGGAUAUUAGUGAAGGCUUCACCGGUAUCCCAGAUAACCUAGAUGCGGCUUUGGUUUGGUCCGGCAAUGGCAAGAUCUAUUUCUACAAGGGCUCGAAAUUCUGGCGAUUUGACCCUGCACAACGGCCUCCCGUGAAAGCUACCUACCCGAAGCCUUUGUCUAACUGGGAUGGAAUACCUGAUAACAUCGACGCCGCCUUGCAGUACACUAACGGAUACACCUACUUCUUCAAGGGGGGAUCAUACUGGAGAUUCAACGACAGAUUGUUCAGCGUGGACACAGACAACCCUCAGUUCCCGCGUUCAACCGCGUUCUGGUGGUUGGGCUGCAGCAGCGCGCCGCGCGGCACCGUCGGAGGUAACGCUCGACUAUCAGACGACACUGUUCCUGCCGAUGACGACGUCGGGGACAUUACCUUCGACGCAGGUGUAAAAUCAUCCGCUCCCAGAUCAUUCUUCUGGUUCAGGAAAUAGCCUCGGUGGAGAGUUCCUGAACAUUGUACAUAUAAUGUUUGCAUACAGAAAAAAGACUCAAUUAGUUACAUAGCAAAUAUAUGAGAAUACCAGUGAGAUUAAAAAAGCUUAAGCGGUGAUUUUAGAACCGGCGAGCUUGUCACAAUCUGCCUGUACGUCCAACUUCAGAAAUCUUUGCAUGACGCCUGCAUGAUUACUAUUUUGCUUUCGCAUUAUUUGCUCGCACGAAAACUUUUGUAUUACUUUCUAUCUGCUUUUGGUUUUAUAAGCAUCCUAAAGUUUUACAUUAUGGUUUGUAUGUUUUUGUAAUUUAUUUUCUUUUUAGGUUAUGUAUGUUCUAAAUCAUGAACUGUUGAUUCCGUAUGGGUGCACUUCAUAAUUUUAUUUAUUUCGAUUUUUCGCUUCAUAGUCAUACGUUAUCAAUAUUUGUUUCAUAAUCACGACGACUGAGAGAUUUCUAUUGACGCGGUGUUGGAUAAUUUAAGAAUGACCACUUAAUAAUAAAAUUAAAUAUUCAUUCGUUUUUUAGACGCGAAGCAUAGAAUAAGAAUAAGAGUAAUCAACAUCUAAUUGUAAGAUUAAUUGGAAUUAAAGAAAGGAUAACAUUUAAGUUAAUGUAAGAAAAUUUAAUGAAAGUUUAACACCACGUGUUCGCUUUUGAGCGCUGUUUGGUUUUCAACACUAAAUUGAUGGAGAUUGGUAGCAUGACUAUAAAUUUUAAAAAAAUACUAAAACAUUAAAUUAUGAGCAAUAAUAAAUUAUAAUAUGUUGAUUUUGUUGAUAACAGAGUGCUGCAUGAAUUUGUAUGAUUGAUUAAUUAAUAUACUUACAUGUGAAGUAUUUGAUAUUAUAGAUAAUUUAUGAAAUUAACGAAAUAACUUGUAUUUUAGUGCAUGCAAAAUCGCGUUGAUAAUACAUAUAAUCACAUAUUUAGUAGCAUUUGUAUAUUUGAUUAGAGUUAUUAGUAGUGUUGUGACGCACAAUCGGGAUUCGGUUUUGGUCGACUAAAGUACUAAAGUCUAAAGAAAAGUUAUGUUUCAGUGGUCAACGUUCAGUCGGACGGAGCCAGACUUUAAUAUAAUGAUUGUGGUUCCGUGCCGCCUCAUGUAUUAGGAGGCCUCAAAACGACCUCCGCCGCGACACCAUUCACACGCAUCUGUAGGUUUCUUUUGUUUCAUUUUGUAACACUAUCGUGAAUUUCAACUGUGCUCACAUAAUUACAAAACUUAGCUAUGACAUGUCCUUCUUCAAACGAGGCUUGUGGAGAGUACUUUAUGGUAGGCAGCGGCUUGACUCUGCCCCUGGCACUGCUGACCUCUAUGAGCGACGGUGACCACUUACCAUCAGGUGGGCCGUAUGCUCGUCUGCCUACAAAGGCAAUAAAAAAAAACAUUACAAAUAAUAAUUUUUCAUAUGCAAAUAUGAAAGCAAAAUAAUUUUGUGAAAACAUUUGAAAUUCACGCUAGAUUUUGUGAAUCUCAUAUUCGCUUCUCAUUUACUGUCCCAUCCAGGUAUUUUCACCAUUAAAUCUAUAUGUCAUCUUUGGUGCGCACUUGUUAACUUUUAUUAUUUUGAAUGUAGCAGCAGUUAUAUCGAAUGUCCACAAUGUUUACACUAUUGCACUUCGCACCUUGUGCUCACAUGCCUAGUUCGGUUAAGGACGUUUUCUUUUGGAUUCUACAGAUGACGGCACGCCUAGUUUGGAGAACGACGGUGUAAUCGCGCGGCCAACACUAACCAGCGUGCUGGUCGUGGUCGUGACCACGCUGAGGCACGUGUUGCGUACGUAGCGCACGUGCCUUGUGUAGUGCGAGUAAAGCGCACAUCGCGGGGGCCACGUGUAGCCUACGUUGCUGCAAUCAUCCACCGCGUGACCUCAAGGACGAUGUCACCGACUGUGAACGUGUACUGAGUGCCUGUUUGCGUUGUUCGAUAUUCCUCGUAUAUCGAGCGUCUCGCUGUGAUGAAUAAUGUACUUUUUUACUCUGUGAGAACAAUGUAAUUUAAUGAAGUCAUAGUUUUUAUACUUAAAUAUAAAUAGAUGAUGUAAGUUCGAGUGUGAUAUUGACGUAAGCGAUGAUUUUUGUAAUAAAAAAUAACAGACACCCGUA